ACUUACGCCAUAUGCGUACGAGGAGCAUCCCUGAAAAAAAUUCUCUGUCAUACAACCAGGAAGAAGGUGGGUUAGCCCCGUAAAGCUAACAUCCUCAAUCCUUCUGCACACUUUCUCCGACAAGAAUGGGUUCAUCCAGGUGGAAGGUGGCAGCGGUGGUCCUCGCCAUUGUGGGAUCUUUUUUACCCGUGAACGCGGAUGAACACGAACACACGUACAAAGAUAAAGAGGAGGUAGUCCUAUGGAUGAACACAGUAGGGCCUUACCACAAUCGUCAGGAGACGUACAAGUACUUCUCUUUGCCCUUCUGUGCGGGCUCCAAGAAGACCAUUAGUCAUUACCAUGAAACACUCGGCGAGGCUCUGCAGGGGGUGGAGCUUGAAUUCAGUGGCCUAGACAUCAAGUUCAAAGAUGACGUAAUGCAGACAACAUACUGUGAAAUUGACCUGGAUAAAGCCAAACGGGAUGCUUUUGUCUACGCCAUUAAGAACCAUUAUUGGUACCAAAUGUACAUAGAUGACCUGCCCAUUUGGGGAAUUGUGGGUGAGGCAGAUGAAAAUGGAGAAGAUUAUUACCUGUGGACAUACAAGAAAUUGGAGAUUGGCUUCAAUGGCAAUAGAAUUGUUGAUGUAAAUCUGACCAGCGAGGGGAAAGUCAGGCUUGUGCCCAACACACGUAUCCCCAUGUCGUAUUCUGUGAAGUGGAAAAAGUCAGAUGUGAAGUUUGAAGACAGAUUCGAUAAGUACUUGGAUCCAUCCUUCUUCCAGCACAGGAUUCAUUGGUUUUCCAUCUUCAACUCUUUCAUGAUGGUCAUUUUCUUGGUGGGUCUGGUGUCCAUGAUUCUGAUGAGGACACUUAGAAAAGAUUAUGCCAGAUACAGCAAAGAGGAGGAAAUGGACGAUAUGGACAGAGACCUUGGAGAUGAAUACGGGUGGAAGCAGGUACACGGCGAUGUAUUUAGACCGUCAAGCCACCCACUGAUCUUCUCUUCUCUCAUUGGCUCUGGUUGCCAGAUCUUCUCUGUCUCCCUCAUCGUGAUCAUUGUGGCUAUGGCUGAGGAUCUGUACACAGAGAGAGGAUCAAUGCUGAGCACUGCCAUUUUUGUUUACGCUGCUACCUCCCCUGUCAACGGCUACUUUGGUGGGAGUUUGUACGCAAAGCAAGGAGGCAGAAGAUGGAUUAAACAAAUGUUCAUCGGAGCCUUCCUGAUCCCAGCCAUGGUGUGCGGGACCGCCUUCUUCAUCAACUUCAUUGCUAUUUACUACCACGCCUCCAGAGCCAUCCCAUUUGGCACUAUGGUGGCUGUUUGCUGUAUUUGCUUCUUUGUCAUCUUGCCCCUAAACCUCGUGGGAACCAUUUUGGGAAGGAAUCUGUCGGGCCAGCCAAACUUUCCCUGCAGAGUGAACGCUGUUCCACGACCCAUCCCUGAGAAGAAGUGGUUCAUGGAGCCCGCUGUCAUUGUCUGCCUCGGAGGAAUCCUUCCAUUCGGCUCUAUUUUCAUCGAAAUGUACUUCAUCUUCACAUCAUUCUGGGCCUACAAAAUCUACUACGUGUACGGCUUCAUGAUGCUGGUCCUGGUUAUACUGUGCAUUGUGACGGUGUGCGUGACCAUCGUGUGCACGUACUUCCUGCUCAAUGCUGAGGAUUACAGAUGGCAGUGGACGAGCUUCCUCUCUGCUGCAUCCACAGCUGUUUAUGUUUACAUGUACUCCUUUUACUACUAUUUCUUCAAAACUAAGAUGUAUGGGCUUUUCCAGACGUCCUUCUACUUUGGAUACAUGGCUGUUUUCAGCACUGCUCUAGGAAUAAUGUGUGGUGCUGUUGGAUAUGUGGGAACAAGUGCCUUUGUUAGGAAGAUCUACACAAAUGUGAAAAUUGACUAAGAGGCAAAACAGGGAUAAAAUGGAUUUGCCUACGACGGCGGGCACAAGUCAUUCUUUAAUACUUUACUUUCUUGUGAAGAGAUUGUGAAGAAUCUCACUUUGUAGAACUUUUUUUUUUUUUUACCUUUUUCCAAUUAUUUUUUUCUGAACCAAUUUUGACGCGGCCACUCAAAAGAGAACAGGAGUAAAACUCUGCGCAACACGAGGCUGCAUAUUUAUCUGUUUGUUUCCAACCAAUGAUGGGGCAGAUGAUAAAUGCCAGGCAAACCCAGUCCCAGCUGAGACCAGAGAACAUAAAUGUUUAUUGAUGGAAUAGUGUCGCUCUCUUCAGUGAAGAGGCCUACGUAUGUACUGCAAGCCUUUGUUCUAUUGUGUCAGGAUAUAAGAGAGUUUGGGUUUGUGCCCGUGUCCACAAGUGAUUUUUUUUAUUUUAUUUUUUUCGUAUUUGCAAUGUCACUCAAAAUAUGGUUUGUUCAGACCCACUUCCACUGCAGAUGUAAUCACGGGAGAAUCAUUCCCCCGUCUGAUGAUUCUUAAUUCCCUGUCACAGUAGCAGUUGAUGAUUUUAGUCUGCUGUAGUUUACUGUACAGUCAAGAACAGAUGGACAGAUCAAAGGUUGAGGUGCAGUAAGACCUGAUUUUAUAUAAGAAAAAAAAAAGUAGUGGAUGUUUGAUGUGAUCCCUGUUCCAAAAUUCUGUCUUAUGUUUCUUAAUGUUUGGGUUUGAAUGAAGUCUACUUGUAAAGAUAAUAUAUGGAUGGGGAGCGUGUAUAUAACCGUAAUGUACCUUUAGAUGUAGAUCCCAAAUGUAUUUUCGUUGUACAGAUUUACUACAGGUUUUUUUUUUUUUUUUAAAGAAUCAUUUCUGGGUUGUUUUUGUUUGGUGCUUGGGGUGGGGCUGGUGGCGCUGUUACAUCUUGCCUGAAGUUGCAUGAAAUUUUCAGCAAACCCUCAAUUCAGACUUUUCUCUCCACUGCAGUUGGCGCUGCGGUCAAGUUUUUGUUCCACCCCUUCUGGUUGUGAGCACUCUUCAUAUUUUACAUUUCAUGCACUAUUUAAAGCUUUAAAAGGCUCAACACCUUCUCUAAGCCACUUCCUCGUCACAUGAUCCGUUUCCCAAAACCUGCAGCUCGCCGUCUGCGAGUCGGGUUUUUGCGUCGUUUCAACAAACAUACUGUACGCAGUGAAGAUAACGUAACGUUUUCAAGACCACGCUUGGUGCUAACAAGCGCGUCACCUGAUUCUCCACUUUUUGUGUAAAUACAGUUAUGUAUCCCAUGUAUAUGAGAAGUGGCAUUGCCUUUCUGUUCUAACUUCCAUUUCUCCCCCAACUGAAGUUGAUUUUGGCACCUCAUGUUGUGUAUCAAUGUCUGACUGGACAUUUUGAAUCCGCAUAUUAACUUGCUGUAAAAAGAGGAAAAUAAACAUGUUUAUGUACAGGGUUUA
This is a messenger RNA of Cynoglossus semilaevis (tongue sole), 3328 nucleotides long. It is a transcript of the gene tm9sf3, whose product is annotated as transmembrane 9 superfamily member 3. The coding region runs from base 126 to 1883 and encodes 585 amino acids. Lineage: Eukaryota; Metazoa; Chordata; Actinopteri; Pleuronectiformes; Cynoglossidae. Gene Ontology annotation, cellular component: membrane. The record is from RefSeq and is a predicted model, not a curated record. The transcript has 15 exons. Gene Ontology annotation, biological process: protein localization to membrane.